AUGAUCAUCGUGAAGGUCAACUUCGACUCUCCCACUGACCCAGCUGCUGCUGCUGAGACCCUCCAAAUGGAGCAGGGCAUUGGCCACCUAGACGUGGUAGUUGCCAACGACAGCAUCAGCGAGAAUUUAUCGCCCGUGCACGGGGUGCCCAUUAACGUGCCAUGCCAGCACGUCGAGAAGAGCAUGAAGCCUAUGUUUGUGGGAAUCGGGAGUCCACUGGGGAGAAUUGGCGGCGUGGAGCAGCGUCCGUAUCCGUGUGCGGCGUAUGGCCCCAACAAGGCUGUCCUGCACUGGAUUGCUGUCGGUUUCGAAACCGCCUUCCAGGCGGUAGAGGAGAGCGUCGAGGUAUCGCGAAGGCGAUUGAUGAAGGAACGCGGGACUCGGCUGGCGCACAGCUGCGCGUGA
This is a messenger RNA of Penicillium pulvis, 405 nucleotides long. RefSeq lists its product as uncharacterized. Lineage: Eukaryota; Fungi; Ascomycota; Eurotiomycetes; Eurotiales; Aspergillaceae. The coding region runs from base 1 to 405 and encodes 134 amino acids. The record is from RefSeq and is a predicted model, not a curated record. The transcript has 3 exons.